CUGAACAUCAGAGAGGCCUUGUGAUUAGCGAAGACCGAAGGAGUUUCUUUUGUUUUUAACUGACUUGAUACCCACCACCACUACGCGCCAAAACCCGUGAACGUGAGGCAUCCAACGAAGCUGAGGCAUCCGUCUAUACAGGUGUGCGACCAGUUGAACUCACACAUCUGUAGAAGCAACUCUCCAGCGCACACAAUAGCUUCGCCAUGUGGCGGGUUCGAAAUGACGACAUCGCUGCUUCGACGCCUUAAGCGCUAGACAAACAUCAACUCCAGCCAGCUACAUGACUUUGGAACAUGCACGAGGAUAGCCCAGUGGUGCUCGCUCGAUAAUGAUUUCCCACACGAGUCGCUUAUCCCAAACUCCAACUCGCGCACGUGACAGGCAAAUUAACCACUUUUGAAAGGUGAUGACGAAGACGGCGGCAUUCUACGGAGGUCAUUGAAGGUCAAAUUGACGACUUGGGCUCUUUCUCAGAUCUGCAAAAAGACAUAAUGAGAUGAAUACAAACUAGGAGUCGAUCAUUUUGCUCUCUGGCUUCUAAAAAGCACGUCGCUCUUGAAACUUCGUCCUACUAUUGUUGGCCUGAUCAGAAUUUAGUUUCCAGCUUUAUUCUCAUCUUCAGUUAACCCUGAUAUGACGUUUACCUGUGACUAUGUAUAGUCUUGCAAUGUGUAUAUUUUAGUGUAGAGUUUUACUUGAAUGGUGCCACGAAAUCUCCUCUGGGAAAAGAUACAAUGGGAUGAUUACGCGCAUUUGUGCAGUGGCAUUUGCCUUGGAAUCAGACCAUGAGGAAGCAGCGAAAAGGCAUGUUAAGGCAUACGUGGAUGCCAUGGCUUGUUCCUUACUCUUAAUCGAUUUGCGUCAAAAGAUUGUCAUCAAUGGAUCGCUCAUCAACAUCAUCUAUCCCGUCUUUAUUCUAUUCCUUGCCGUACUUCUACUUUUCUCCCCUGUCAUUCCUGGAACAACGGCUCCGUUUCGCUGUCCUGAUGGUUGUGAUUGUGAUCACAUAAACGACAAAGUAGAUUGCACCGGGACGGGAAUUUCAUCCUUGAAUUUAAAUUUGUCCAUCAAUACUCGUGUCCUGUUGUGUGACGACAAUGACUUUAGAGCUAUUUCAACGGAGAACAUCAAUCUCACUCACUUGCGGAAACUUCGAAAACUUUCUUUUGCCAAUAAUGCGAUUACCGUUGUCCAUAGAGGAUCUUUUCAAGGUCUAGAAAAGAUUUUCUUUAUUGACCUCAGCAGAAACAGUCUUCGAAGUAUUCCUAGUGACAUCCGACUUUUGAGAUCGUUGAACACCCUUGAUCUCGAUGGGAAUGAUAUACAGUGGAUAUACCGGGAUGAUUUCCAUCCUGAAUCUAAACUGGAAGACCUCUCCUUGGCCCAUAACAAUCUACAAACCCUUGAAUCUGAUACCUUUACGAAUACUCAGUCUCUACUCUAUCUUAACCUCCAAAAUAACUCGAUCAGCAAUAUAAGUAGCCGAGCGUUCAUCGUUAAUGAGUUUCUUUUAGAGAUGGACCUGUCUUGGAAUCGACUAGGUUUCAACGAUCCUCUUUUACACGUCAGCGAUUGGUUCCAGUUACCAGCACUGAAUUUAAACAAACUAUCUCUCAGUCAUAACAUGAUACAGGGAUUCAUGAAGGGUGCCUUUGACAUGCUCACAGAGUUGCGGACGCUUGAGAUCCAAUUCAACACGAUCUCUCAUCUAAAUCACGAUGUCUUUCAGAAACUACAUUCUCUAGAGGUUCUACUGUCUAGUGACAAUCAAAUUGAAAGUCUGCCAUUGCAACUCUUUAAGAGAUCACCUAAUGUACACACUAUAGACUUCAGCAACAACCUAAUAUUCGAUGUUCCACCAGGAAUAUUUUCAACAAAUGAUGCUCCAGAUUCUAUCAAUUUUUCAAGUAAUAAACUAGAGAAUAUUGAUUGGGUCGUGCACACUUUCAGUAGUUUACGUGAGUUGUACCUCGGCGACAAUUCCCUCAGCUCUCUUCCAGAUAUAACAUUCAAAUUUUGUGUGAAUUUGGCGAUCCUCGAAUUGCAGAAUAACGCUAUAACGGAAUUUCCGAAGUUAAUGAAUAUGACGAAUCUAGAAACUCUAGAUUUGACGAACAACCUGAUAUCCGCAAUGCCAAAAGACACACGUUUCGACCAAUAUCCGCAUCUGACGUAUAUUUCACUCGCAUCAAAUAGACUAAUUACACUAGAUGAAGAUGUCUUCUCUUCACUUCCGCCAGUGGAGGCAUUCGAUGUGGCUGAAAACCCGUUCAAAUGUGAUUGCCAUCUUCUUUGGCUGGAUGACAUCUACGCCGCGUUAUGGAACGGGGAGGAAGUCCCACCAAACCUCGAAUCUUGGCUUCCUGCGACGUUUGAAAGCAUGAUAUGUGAUGAACCAAAAGGGUUUCGAGGUGAGGAAGUUGCCAGGUUGGCUGAAAACAGGAAUAACUUUGGGUGCUCUGCGUUCGCCAGCCGGAGAGGGGUGAUCGGUCUCGUUUUAGGGUGGCUGGUGCUCCUCUUAACAAUCGUCGUUGUUUAUUGGAGAUGGAAAAUUAAGAAGGCAAGGAGACACAUGCGAGCAUGGAAGACGAAACGGAGGAAGAAAAAGUUUAAGGACAAACUGAAACAACGCGUCAAAUCGGAUGAGGAUCAUGCAGACGGGCACGGGUUGAAUGGGAGAGUCAAGAUGUAUUCUCCUAGUCAGCAUGAAUACAUUAGUCAAUUCGAUCGUGACUCUUAUAAUUCCGUAGCAAAGACUGGGGAAAGAACUUACAGUCCUGCAUGUGUGUGUUUGUUACAAAACGAUGAUUCGAUGCAAAGCUGCGAUCUCCUAUCCGAGACCACCGUCUAACAUCGAUCUCGCGAAUUUGAGCAGAAUCGACUAAAUAUUUUUAAUGAAAUUCAAGUGCAAUUAUAUAAAUCAGUAUAUCGUUGUGAAAUCAUUAUGCACAUUUUAUACAGCUCAACUUUACAGAGAUACGUUAUAUAUAUUGUAUUUCUUAUAUAAAACAAGGGUGAAGGUAGAUGAACAUUGAAAAGUUAGGAUAUAUAUGGUGGUGUGUAUGAAUGAAUAGAUUUGCGGUUCCCCAUGUGGGUGAAGUUUUCACGAAUGCUGUUAAUCUUAAUGUAAUCAUCGCGCAUUUCCUUUUGUAUACAUUGAGAGUAGUAUUCUUAGUAUACAGAACGAUAUACCACAGUAGCAUUGUCUAUUGUUAGAAACUGAAAUUAAUUCUAACAUUUAAUAUUCAUAAUUAGAUAAAUAAUCAUAAGGAAUACAAAAUCAUUUCGACGGAGACCUUGUAGAAAUCGUAAAAAAACAAACGUUUUUUAAAUCACAAAAACUUCAUUAAUCCUGGUAGAAAUGGAGACUCGUGAAUUAGAAAAAAUAUUGAUUGGUCGGUAGAGUACAUUUAAUUUUUGUGGUUAGUGUUGUUUUGAAAGGAAAUCUGGUUUAUAUGGCAUGAAGUUUCUUAAUUUUGUUUUUCUUCUAUCUGACUUAUAAUUCAUACAUUAUAAAGGUAGAUAUAACGCCGUGGAAAAAAAUUCCUAAAUUACAGGGUUGUUACUUUUGUUGAAAUUGAGAAAGUGAAUGACGUUUUAAUACUCUUAUGUCCUUGUAUAAUGUCAUAUUUUUGGUGAUUAAUUAUUCUUUCGAUUUUUUAAAUUUAUUUAUUUAUUAUCAUUUUUUGUUUUUUGUUUGGGGGGUUAUAUUCUAUUAAAAUAACCACAUGAAAUACAUGGGUAUUUGAAUGAUAAUGCAUGAAUGUCGCACCAUUGUUUGUUUUAUCUUAAUUGAAAAAAAUGUACUAAGUACUAAGUAUUCCGACGUCUCGUAUACAGAUAACGCCACCCUUCUUCUAUUGGUAAUUUCCAAAUGUGUAUGCAGCCUAUCACGAAGAUUUAGCGCAUUUAGAAACAACUGAAAGUAUCAAACUUUUAUUGUCAACAAAACUAUGCAAAACACUUACAUUUAAAAGUAUGAUACUAUGGCUGUUCGUUCUCUCUUCUUAUAUGCUUUUGUAUGCUAUGACAUGUAUUCCUUGUAUGAAAUAUGUUUCAAUUAUAUCCUAUUCAAAUGAUCAAAUAUUACUUUUUUUUUAAUUCAUGUGUAUGUUGGUAUAUUCAAUUUCGUAUGUUUGCAUGUCUGUGUUUGAUUCCCAUAACCGGAAGUCAUUUCAGAUUCCAUUCCGUAAUUUAACUCAUUACGGAAUGGAAUCUAAAAUGACUUCCAGUUUUAUUUUAUGUGCUUUCAAAGUGAAAGCCCAUUUACAGUAUAUAGGGUCCGUAAAUAGACACAUUAUCACCAAAUAAACCCUAAACAAAUGUUGAAGAACUUCAUUGAUAAUAGUUUCUCCAAUGAGGCAAGUGUUAUUUAUUGUUUCUUUUCGAUUCGAAUGAACAACUUAUUAUGAUUGCUGAUGCCAUAAUUGAUUUGAUUUAUUUGAUUUAUUAAUCCCCGAAAACAUUUCUGAUUCAUCUCAAAGUUUCAUCAACAAAUUCUAAAAGAUUUUCGUCUUAAUAAGAAUGAUAAGUUAAGGGCAUUUGAUAAAGCAUAAACAAGUAGUUGUUCUUAUCAUUAUUUAUCAAUUAAAGUCUUUUAUUUUCAUUGAAAGUACUAACGAUUUGAUCAGUAUACACCAAUAUAAUUCCUGAUAAAAAAUCAUAAGCAAUCCCAUGUAACACCCCAUGGUUAACUGUCAACUUAAUUUAUUGUUAUACGAUGAUAGCCACUCCUUUUGCAUAUCAAGUCAAUCAUACUCUCUUGCAUAAAAGAUGCAACGAAUAACUGUUCUACCCUCCAGCGUUGAAAGAAAUUUCGAUGAAACACCAAUUUGAUAUAUGGGCCUUGGGAGACUGAGUGAGAAUACCAAACAUGUCUAAUAUUCCCCUAUCGUAGGCCUUCCAAUUUGGUUGGUUUUAAUUUGAAGUUUGACAGGAUGAAUUCAGAUCGAUCAACGCAACGCAUGGGACAAGUUAGAUGAUAACAUUUGUUGUUUUUGUCCAUCGAUAAUAUUUUUUAUUACCAAGCACCCUCAGUUAUGUUAUGCCGCGUCCUGUAAAGAAACGCAUAUUAAGUCAAUGAAAAGCGUGGUUAGAAUAAUGUAAAGGCCUAUUUAUAAGAUAAGUUUACUGGAUGGAAAGAACAUGCCCUGUUGUUCUUGUUUUUAUUUCGUAUAAUAAAAUCAGAUAAAAUACAUAAAAAGUAAUCAUACGGAGACGGAGAACAAAAUAUGGCUGGUAGCCCAUUUUCAGCUGCAACUAUAUUGUUGCUGCUGGUCUUCCAUGGGUCCAGUUUAUACAAUGUACAAAAUAUACAUAAUAUUAUAAAUGAACAGACCGUGGUGUCACCUAUACAGUGCGUAUAAAAAGUAUACCGAACUUUGGUAGAUUCGUAUUAAAAAGUGAUCAUCUGUGUGACCUUUAAAUAUACAUGUAUUUCAUUUUAAAGGAUAACUAAUAUUCUGCCCAAUGCUACCUUAUUCAUAACUCUGUUACUACGGAAUACUGAGCAGCAAUCUUUUUCACAAAUUAUUGUCAACAUUUUCUUUUACCAAGUUUGGCUGAAGCAAUGAAUUCGGGUCAAAAGCCCUUAGUCAUUGUUAUUUCGGUCCGAAAAUAAUUGCUGACUAAUUUGCAUCGAUUUUUAAAACUUGAAUAGACAGCGUGAAAUUGUCCACUCAGAUUAUAGAAAAGGCUUAUUUGCAAGCAAAAUUUAUGAUAUUCUCUUUGUUAUGAUGACACAUUCCUUGUCGUUGAGUCAUUUAAAAUGAGUAAACUUUACUUGGGACGCUAUCUUUUUUCAUGAAAGUCUACUGUCAAUAUUAUGUGGUAGUUAUCAGGAUGAGUUAGUUUUUCCAUUUACUAAAUCGUGUAGGUUAGUAAAUAUCUUAACCGAAGCAUAAAGCAGACUUUAACUUUUGUAAAGGAUUAACAACAAAAACAUGCAUAUGACCUGAACCACAUUCGAUGCAUCAGCACAAAUUCAGUACAAAGAGAUUCGAAUGGCACUUUGAUCACAUUUAUCAACUUUUAAUCAUAAGUAUACCAAAGUUGGGUAUACUUUUGAUACGCACUGUAUAUUCUUACAAACUGUGGACAUUAUUAUGCCAAACUGGAUGAUAUUCUUCCAAUCACUGAUCACAUUUUGUCAAAAAUACAUUUUGCACAAGAUAAUGUUAAUUUGGGCGUGAAAGUGCCAAAUUUCAGUUUGCCCAAUAUUUCUUAGAGAGAGUGCAACUAUUGCCAAUAACUACUCAAUAAAAUGGACUUAUUGAAAUGUUAUCUUGAUUAUGAAACCCAUUUUUAAAGUAUGGAAACCAUAAACAACAUAACGCAUUUCAUGAACUUUCAAUUAAAACCAUACUCAUUUCAACAGCAAUGUGAUAGCUUCAUCUUUUAUUAUUUGAAAUAUGUUAGCUUGAAUUAAAUUAUACCCUUCAUGUUAUCUAUUGGUUUGUUCUUCAUCUGUAUACUUGUAUAAGACAC
This is a messenger RNA of Strongylocentrotus purpuratus (purple sea urchin), 6489 nucleotides long. RefSeq names its product slit homolog 2 protein-like. The transcript has a single exon. Gene Ontology annotation, molecular function: protein binding. The record is from RefSeq and is a predicted model, not a curated record. Bases 743 to 2854 code for a protein of 703 amino acids. NCBI's taxonomy places the organism in Eukaryota, Metazoa, Echinodermata, Echinoidea, Camarodonta, Strongylocentrotidae.